This is a messenger RNA of Abrus precatorius (Indian licorice), 624 nucleotides long. RefSeq names its product RING-H2 finger protein ATL57. NCBI's taxonomy places the organism in Eukaryota, Viridiplantae, Streptophyta, Magnoliopsida, Fabales, Fabaceae. The record is from RefSeq and is a predicted model, not a curated record. The transcript has a single exon. The coding region runs from base 46 to 624 and encodes 192 amino acids.
GAAACACCUCUGAACAUAAGACAGUUUUUGGUUGGUUCUUAAAACAUGGAACUUUACAACCGGAGAUUGUUGCUGCAAAACGAGGAUCUUCCAAUCUUCACACACAUACCUCCUCUCCCUCACAUCCAAGCGCCACCACCACAAUCCUCAACCUUCGGAAACCCUUUGCAAUUAUCCAUACGUCCAAUUUUCGCUUCCAGCGUUGCAUAUGCUUUCCUCAUCUUCUUCACAGCCCUUUUCUUCAUCGGCUUCAUCUUGUUAUACAUCCGUCAAUUCUCCGCCUCGCACUCAUUCCGCCGCCACGUUCCAUCGUGCCGAAGUGUGGACCCCGCCGUGGCGAAGUCCCUGCCGGUGGUUUCCUACCGCGAAGACGCGAAGCAAGUAGAGUGCGCGAUAUGUUUGGAAGAGUUCGGAGACGGUGACGCGGUGAAGAUGAUCCCUCACUGCAGGCACGUGUUUCACCCGCAAUGCAUUGACACGUGGCUCGCUUCGCACGUGACGUGCCCUGUUUGCCGGUGCAGCGAGUUGUGUGAAGAAGGAACGAAUGGAGAAGAAGGAAGAGAGGUGGGGUCGGUGUCAGUGAGAGGGGAAGAAGGGACAGUGAUGGCUACAAGUUUGGAUUAA